UAUAGGGUAGAAUUGCAGAGAUAAAAAAUCAUGGCUACAUCGACUCUGCAGUUGGAGUUCUCACAGGCCAUGGCCGACUUCAAAAAGAUGUUCCCUGACAUCGAUCGCGAAGUAAUUGAAGCUGUGCUUCGCGCGAAUCUCGGCGCAGUUGACCAAACAAUAGACCAACUUUUGGCCAUGUCAACGGAUAACCAGAACGAAAAACUGCGAAAUGAACUGGACGCUAAUGUCUCACCACAACAGAGUCUCAUCAAUCUGAACGAUUCGGACAAAGACCUACGACGAAAUGCCUCGGUCGUUGGCUCUCAACAAACGGAGCAACUCAUCGAUACAACGGAUGGCGUGGGCAGUAAUACACGCACAGAGAGCGCCGUGGCAAGCGCAAAUAGCACAACACUGCUCAACACAGCUGUCGCUUCUCCGAACCAUCACAAUACGGGCGCCUCGCCCAAGCAACGACCUCUGGGUGCAUCGAACAAGUUGAAUACAAGCAGCAACAGCAAUACGCCCACAAAGCGUAGUCACAUGGUCACCCUGUCCAACAGCAGCACUCCAAGGCGCUGGAAUCCGCCUAUGUUAGGUGCACUGCCUCAGGGAUUUUUGCGUGUGACGCCUGUUGCUGGACAGCAGGACUUUGAACUGCCCGACGAGCAAUUCGCCCUAAUGCUGCAGAACGAGGAGUUCAUGAAUCAAUUGCGCUGGAAUCAAGACUUUAUGAACGCGUUAGAGAAGGAGCAGAGCGGCAAGGCUAAGGGCGAGGAUGAUGCGGCAUUUAAGGAGCGACUUAAGAACAUGGGCAAGAUGUCACGCAAGAAAUUCCUACAAAUGGCGCGCGUCUUCACCUGGCAACGCAACAAAAAGGUAACGACCGCAAAGCAGAUUGAUUCGUUGCCCUUGCGUGAGGAACCCAGCGACGAUGAGGACCACCAUCAUCAUAAUCAGCGACAGCAGCAGAAUGCACAGCAAUCUCAGCAACAGCAUCAAGGGCAAUUGCAGUUGCGCAAGUAAAUGGCGACGAUUCGCGUCUCAUUGUUUGUUAUCUUAUCUCAUCGGGCCAUACGUCAAGGUCAUAUAUUUACUUCUAGGUACAUAAGGUGGUAUAUAUAUGUGCGUUAGUAAUCUCUCGUUUUACGUAGCAAUCUCAGCAUACCCAAGAAAAAUCUCCACAGAAAUGACGCUAUACAUAAAUACGCAUAUGUAUGUAUGAUUGUAGUUUUUAAGUUGUUUUAAGCGUAAUAACCUAAAGUGCAAUUUCCCCUACUAUUCCCCCUCUAACCCAGUAACUCAAAACAGUGCAAUACAUAUUAUCCGCGAAUACGUCUAUAUAUAUACUAAUACUAAUAUCUGUACAUGUAUAAGUUUUUACCUACAACUUUUUCGUUGUUGCCAAAUUAGCGUAAUUAAGUUUUACUGGAUUUUUUAUUAUGAACAUUUUUAAAAUGCGGCUUUCGGCCAUGUUUGGUGGCAGCUUAAAGGCUGCUUGUUCGUUUGAACAUGGAGUUGGACUGAUUACGAAAGCGUUUAUUUAUAAUAAUUUAACAUCGCCUAAAAAAGAACAAAAACAAUUAUUCUUACACGUAAACCAUACAUAUAUUUAAUUCAAAACACUAGUCAUUAAACAAACGGCAAUUCAAGUGCACUCAAACAUCCACAAGUUGUACAGUAAUGAGAAAUAUUUGUAUCUUUACAUGCCCCCCGACCCCAUUUAAUCAAGAGUAAGCUUCUUGCAUAAACUAUCGUAUACUAUACAUACACAUAUACUUAGAAGAGCGGCAGAAUAAUGUUUUCUAAAAUGCCAUAUCAACAGUGGAUAUUAUAGAAACCAUAAGCUAAAAGUAAACUAAAAGCAGAGCAGACUAAGGCCUGGCCUCUCAAUGGCCGAUCAGGUUGCCAAUUUAAUUUGCAACAAUUUUUUUAAUGUGCGGUACUAUUCAACUUUUUAAUGUAAGAAAUCUAUGCGGAUCAUAUCUGAUCGGACGUUGAGAAGUAGAGUCUAAAUUAUUCAAAGUUAUCACACAAAAAUUUACAAAACGAGUGCAUAAAAUUAGCAGAAAUUAUUAAAAUUCUUAAAGCCAUUUGAUUGUAUGUAAUUGUAUUAUACAUAAACUAAUUAAAUCUAUUAAUACGCUUAUAUGAUGCUUGAAAAUUGUGGGCUUUAAAAUAAUACAUAUUCAAAUGCCUACCCCUUAUUAUUAAAUAUUUUGUCCAUGAAGUACAUCAAUAUUGGCAUUUCCCAAUGUAGUGGACAAAACCCCGUCUUAAGCUUACGAUUUUCGGGCGUUGUAUUAAUCUGGUAUUUGCCUAUUAUAUUCCAAGUAUGAAAUACAGCUAAUAAAAUACUUUCGAACCAA
Messenger RNA from Scaptodrosophila lebanonensis, 2351 nucleotides. Its product is annotated as CUE domain-containing protein 1. Gene Ontology annotation, molecular function: ubiquitin binding. The coding region runs from base 31 to 1008 and encodes 325 amino acids. The transcript has 2 exons. The record is from RefSeq and is a predicted model, not a curated record. Lineage: Eukaryota; Metazoa; Arthropoda; Insecta; Diptera; Drosophilidae.